UUUGUUAAGUCAAGGCUGGUUAGGAAGAGGCAACCAGGAUUUUGGUGUCAUACGAAUUUUUGUUUAAUCCAAAGCGAUUGAUAGCUCAGACUCAGAGGCGUUCAUCGGAAUGGCGAAGACGUCAUCGGAGUCACAAGGUUGCUGGAGAGUGUUGGAGUUUUACAGUGGAAUCGGAGGCAUGAGGUACUCGCUCAUGAAAGCCCACGUGAACGCCCAAGUGGUCGAGGCAUUUGAAAUUAACGACACUGCAAAUGAUGUUUACCAACACAAUUUCGCUCAUCGUCCUUAUCAGGGAAAUAUUCAAUGCUUGACUGCUGCUGAUUUGGACAAGUAUGGUGCUGAUGCAUGGCUUCUUUCUCCUCCUUGCCAACCUUACACACGACAAGGUCUCCAGAAGGACACUGGUGAUGCCCGAGCGUUUUCAUUUCUUCAGAUUCUUGAGCUUAUGCCAUUUCUACUGCAGCCUCCUAGUAUGUUAUUUGUGGAAAAUGUCGUUGGAUUUGAGACAUCUGAUACACAUGCAAAACUGAUUGAAAUAUUGAAAAAAACAAAUUUUAUAACACAGGAGUUCAUUCUGAGCCCUUUGCAGUUUGGAAUCCCAUAUUCCAGGCCUCGUUAUUUUUGUCUGGCUAAGAGAAAACCUUCAUCUUUUGUAAAUGAAUGUCUGAACAACCAGCUGGUUCAAUCUCCAAGGCCAUUAUUUGAAUAUUUUGAUAAAGUGGCUGAUGAAGAUGAUUCAUCAAAAGAGGACAGGCAUAACUUGUUGCAGUCAUGUCAACCUAUUGAGAAAUUUCUUGAAUUGAAGAUCCCUGGCAAUGACAUAGCUGAUGAAUCUGCAGCUUUAAUGACUGGUUUAUCUAAUGACGCUCCCAGAACUUUGGGGGAAAAUAAUGGUCAUGAAUAUGAAUCUUUGGACCAAUAUUAUGUUCCCCGAAGCUUGAUAGAACGGUGGGGAAGUGCUAUGGAUGUUGUCUAUCCUGAUUCAAAGCGCUGCUGCUGUUUUACAAAAAGUUAUUACAGAUAUGUGAAGGGAACUGGAUCCCUUUUGGCAACUGUCCAGCCAAUGAAGAGGGACAAAACAUCACUGAAGGAGCAAUGCCUUAGAUAUUUUACACCAAGAGAGGUUGCAAACCUACAUUCUUUUCCUGAAGAAUUUGAGUUUCCAGAGCACAUUAGUCUCAAGCAACGGUAUGCAUUGCUGGGGAAUAGUUUAAGCGUCGCAGUUGUUGCUCCCUUACUUCAUUAUCUUUUCACUGAAGCUUAAUGAUUUUUAAAUCACGACAUUCAUUCAACAGAAGUAGAUAUCUUCCUAUGCCUAUCUCCUAUAAUUUUGGAGUGAGAUUAUGUAAGAGUGCUGCGAGUUCUUGUUUCUAUCAUGAUGAUCUGACUUACAUUAGUUUGACCAUUUAUACCUCAGAAUUCAAAUUUAUAAUGUAGAGUUCUGCAACCAUUCUUUCAAAAGUUGACUAAAAUGUGGGGCGAAAAAUGCAAUUGAAAUUUGAGAGAUUCAAAAUGUACUUGUCAGUUGUCAGGCAUCUUGUAGAAGAAAGGAUAGGAUCUUGUAUCAAAUUUGAAUGUAAAAACAUUUGAGAGAAAAUAUUCAGUUAAAUUUAACUGUUCUAUGA
Cajanus cajan (pigeon pea) is the source of this 1625-nucleotide messenger RNA. RefSeq names its product DNA methyltransferase-2 (gene DNMT2). NCBI's taxonomy places the organism in Eukaryota, Viridiplantae, Streptophyta, Magnoliopsida, Fabales, Fabaceae. Gene Ontology annotation, molecular function: methyltransferase activity. Gene Ontology annotation, cellular component: nucleus. The record is from RefSeq and is a predicted model, not a curated record.